Messenger RNA from Microplitis mediator, 2414 nucleotides. Its product is annotated as membrane metallo-endopeptidase-like 1. The coding region runs from base 59 to 2332 and encodes 757 amino acids. Lineage: Eukaryota; Metazoa; Arthropoda; Insecta; Hymenoptera; Braconidae. Gene Ontology annotation, biological process: protein processing. Gene Ontology annotation, cellular component: plasma membrane. The transcript has 16 exons. Gene Ontology annotation, molecular function: metalloendopeptidase activity. The record is from RefSeq and is a predicted model, not a curated record.
GGUGCAGAAACAGACUCGUGUAAAUCGUGAGGAUUUUUGAAUUUAUUAUUUACUGAACAUGAUUUCAUUAAAAUUCGCAUUUAUUCCGUUUAUAAUACUGCUCAAUAAAGCAGUGGCGGUUGAAUUGGAUAAACUAAAUCGGCUUUUUAAUAAUGAAACCGAUGGUAGUGUGGAUAAAAUCGAAGUUUGCCGAACUGAUGAUUGCCAACAAAUAGCCGACGAAUUGCUGAGGAGUUUAAAUAAAUCUGCUGACCCGUGUGAUGAUUUUUAUGAAUACACUUGCGGUGGCUGGAGUGCGGAAGACAAUAUUCCAGCUUAUUUACCUUCUUGGAGCCGCAUACAAUUAUUCCAGACUGUUGUUUUUCAAAGAAUCAAAGGAAUAAUAGAAACUGAAGUGGAUUCGAAUGAUAUUUUACCAAUAAGGCAAGCCAAGAAAUGGUAUCACUCGUGUAUGGAUUUAGAAAGUAUCAAUAAAUAUGGACUGAGAUCAUUGGAGUCGAUUUUAAUGCAUGGGGGUGGCUGGCCAAUGGUUAUGGACCCCGACGAAUGGGAUCCUGUAGAAAACACAUGGCAGAGAGUUGAACAAUAUUUUUUCCAAAUCAGAGGUUCCUAUGUCUUCUAUGACUUGAACCCACCCGGCUUUGGUCAGAAUACAGAUGACGUUCUACUGAUUAAACCAGCCAAUGGUCCACAGGUUCGCCAUUCCGAAUUCUCAUUUAGAGAUUUUCACAACAAUAAAUAUGAAGGCUACAUCGAUUUUGUGGCCCAAAUAGCCAAGAUGUUUAUCAAACAUACCCAAGCCAAUAUAUCCGACGAAACGAUUAGAAAAGACGCCGAGGAGUUGGUUGAAUUUGAGAAAGCUCUGAAUUCUAUCUCUGUACACAAAAUGAUGACCCUGCAACGAAAUCUUCCACUUGACGAACUUGUUACGUACUCUGUAUCAAACGAUAAGCAAAUGGAGUCAGAAAACGGUGAAGCAACAGUAAAUUUUAAAAAAUUAGUUGAAAACGUUUUAGGUUUGAUUGGUAAGGACUAUGACGGCUCAAUGAAUGUCAUCGUUAGAAACAGAGUUUAUUUAGAAGAAUUGCCCUCACUGUUGCAAAAAACACCCCCGCGAACAAUCGUUAAUUAUAUUCACUGGCAUUUUGUGUGUAAUAUGAUGAUAUACGUCAGUGAAGAAAUAAGGAAUUUGAUAUUCCGUUUAGAAGAUCAACAACUCGGUAUAAUCGAACGGAAACCACGCUGGCUCGAAUGCAUACAAGAACUAAAACUGAGUGACGCAGCGGCGUAUGCAUUCACUCAAAAAUAUUUUUCGGAUGACAGUGAAAAAAAAGUACGAAGUAUGACGGACGAAAUACGUGAUAGUAUGGAAAAAAUGAUAGACAAGACAAAUUUGCUGGACAAUGAGAACAAAGAAGAGAUGAAAGCGAAGUUGAAAAAGUUGAAAAUUUUCGUGGGAUUUCCACAGUGGUAUAAAAAUCGGACGCACGUUAUAAAUUUAUUCAGAGGCCUCAAUAUCGGGGAUUAUUACCUGGACAAUGUACUCAGCUACCGAAAAUUUUCAUUAAAAGUGGGAUUAAUGAACAUGUUCAGUUCCGAAAACAAAUACGAUGGAUGGGAUUUGGAUCCAAUUACCAUCAAUGCGCGCUACCAAAAUAAUAUGAUAAAUUUACCAGUCGCUAAUAUGCAGCCUCCGCUUUUUACUCUCAACGUUCCUCAGUCAGUGAAUUACGGAAUAUCUGGAGUCAUUAUCGGCCAUGAAAUAAGCCACGGUUUUGAUAAUAACGGACUUUUGUACGAUCAGAAUCACGUGGAGAGAGAACUGUCAGAAGCGACAUCGGAAAUGGUCAAUAAUCGGAAGGAAUGUUUCAUUAAUCAGUUUAAUGAAUUUUUCCGAAAAACAAUUGGAAAUAUAUCCGGGGAUGAGUCACCAGGAGCUAUGACAGUAAGCGAAAAUAUCGCAGAUGCGUCGGGACUGGAGUCCACUUACUCUGGUUAUAAGAAUUACAUGAAAAAAAAUACCGACACAAAAUUACCGGGUUUCGAAGAAUUUACUGAUGAGCAGAUGUUCUUUAUUUCUUAUGGAAAUGUAUGGUGUGAAGCUUUGCGACCACAGUAUGAAAAAAUGUUUGCCCAAGAAGCGACCCACAGUCUCGGGCGUAUAAGAUUACUGGGAAGUAUUUCAAAUACUGAGGGAUUUGCGCGCGCAUUCAAUUGCCCUAAAGGCAGUCCCAUGAAUCCUGAGAACAAAUGUGACUUCUGGGAGGGACCGGGCCCUAAAACUGUUUCUAAAAGAAAAAAACGCGAGUAUCCAUGGGCUAUUAAGUGGUAAAUAGCAUAAUAAUCAACACAAUGUAUUAAUUAUCGAUUGCUGGUAAUCGAAUAUGUAAAAAAAAUUUAAUAAUAAAUGCGAU